AUCGGCGCCGCAUACGGUACCGCAAAGUCUGGAAUCGGCAUCGCUGGUGUCGGAACAUUCAGACCCGACCUCAUCAUGAAGGCAUGCUGCCCCGACUGUCUGAUUCCCGUCGUCAUGUCCGGUAUCAUUGCCGUCUACUCCCUCGUCAUAUCCGUCCUCAUCGCCCAAGAUUUGACCCCUCCCGGCGCUGGAAGCAACUACAGCUUGUUCAACGGCUUUAUGCACCUUGCCUGCGGCCUGUCGGUCGGCCUCACCGGCCUCGCGGCUGGCUACACGAUCGGCAUCGUCGGCGAUAAGGGUGUGCGCUCGUACAUGGAGCAAUCGCGUAUCUUUGUCGGCAUGGUUCUGAUUCUCAUUUUUGGCGAGGUCUUGGGUCUCUACGGUCUCAUUGUCGCCCUUAUUCUGAACACCAAGUCC
Molecule: messenger RNA, 417 nt
Organism: Colletotrichum navitas
Lineage: Eukaryota; Fungi; Ascomycota; Sordariomycetes; Glomerellales; Glomerellaceae
Product: vacuolar ATPase proteolipid subunit C
Exons: 4
Biological process (GO): proton transmembrane transport
Cellular component (GO): proton-transporting V-type ATPase, V0 domain; membrane
Molecular function (GO): proton-transporting ATPase activity, rotational mechanism
Source: RefSeq, a predicted model, not a curated record